This is a messenger RNA of Owenia fusiformis, 2937 nucleotides long. The record is from the annotation of a GenBank genome assembly. Lineage: Eukaryota; Metazoa; Annelida; Polychaeta; Sabellida; Oweniidae.
GCGCCAGCUCUGUGUUUUUGUAUGAAAUUUCGAUAUCUCCUAAGUUUGAAACUCGAUUUCUCCACAAUGUGAUCUUUCAUUGGAAUCUGGAGAAACGCCUACAAAUAAUAAGUCAUAAACUUUCUUAGAAAAAUAACAAAGAUGUAAAUUUCUACUGACAGCCCUGGGAGUGAAAAACUUUUACAUGUUUGAGAACAGACGUUAUCUUCAUGAUGUCUACAAUUUCGAAUAUGAUGUCCAAUCAGACGCCAACUUCCUCCGAUGCCUGUCUGAGUAUUGUACACAGCCUCAUGUGUCAUCGGCAGGGUGGAGAAAGUGAAACUUUCGCCAAAAGAGCUAUAGAAAGUUUAGUGAAAAAAUUAAAAGAGAAGAGAGAUGAACUGGAUAGUUUAAUAACAGCUAUCACCACAAACGGAGCACAUCCGUCAAAAUGUGUGACGAUCCAGCGUACUCUUGAUGGAAGACUUCAGGUUGCGGGAAGGAAGGGCUUUCCCCAUGUAAUAUACGCCAGGAUUUGGCGGUGGCCCGAUCUCCAUAAAAAUGAGCUGAAGCAAGCCAAAUACUGCAAUUUUGCAUUUGAUCUGAAACAAGACAGUGUUUGUGUGAAUCCUUACCAUUAUGAACGGGUGGUUUCACCAGGUAUAGAUUUAUCUGGCUUGACCUUACAGCAUUCAGUAGGAGCUAGAGCUGGUCCCCCAGGAAGGUUGAUUAAGGAUGAAUAUGUCCAUUCAGCUGCUCCCCCCACUGUGUGUAAUAUAGAUGGCUCCACCUCAGGGUCCCAGCCCCCCACCCCACAGGGACCCCACACCCCCACUGAUGCGAGCAUGCAAUAUGUUGGUCGUCCAAUGUUAACAGGUGCUACAGACCCACAACCUCAUGCUACCGUGCAACACACUCAGUCCAAAAUGACAGGACCCCUCCCAAGUCCUGCACAACAAACACAAAACUUUCAACAUCACCCAUUAUCUCCAGCUGGGCAUCCAGUUUCCCCAGGGUCCCAAUUGAUGUCCCCCGGAGGUCCUUUAUCUCCCCUCUCCCCCCAACAACAACCCCCUACCCCACAAUCUCAACAGCAGAAUCUUCAGGUCAUGCCUAUGAGCAUUGAUUCAACGGUUCGACGCCACAGUUCCAGCAUUAUGAGUCACCCAUUAUCUCCACCACAAAUGGAGAAUACAAACUUUGCCCCACAAAUGAGCACAACAUCACAACAACAAGCUGCCCAGGCUUCUGUAUCAGUUGCAUUCUCGAGAGCGGGGACAAGUGUGAGUGGCCAGAGUGCCCAAAGUACUCCACAAUGGAAUGGUACCAAACCAGCAACUUACACACAUACAGUGCAACAAGAUGGAAAUCAGUAUUGGAAUCAACAGACGAACAACCAGAGCCAAUCAGAGCCUAGCUCUCAGCCACUUUCGAACCAGCCACCCCCAGAGUUCUGGUGUACAAUUGCAUACUUUGAACUUGAUCAACAAGUUGGUGAAACAUUUAAAGUGCCAUCUUCAUGUCCCAGUGUGACCUGUGAUGGCUACACAGACCCAUCCAGUAUAGACCGGUUCUGUCUGGGUCAGCUCUCCAAUGUACACCGCACAGAGUCUAGUGAUAGGGCCAGAUUGCACAUAGGCAAAGGUGUACAGUUAGACUGUCGAGGAGAAGGAGAUGUGUGGAUAAGAUGCCUGAGUGACCACAGUGUAUUUGUACAGAGCUACUAUCUGGACAGAGAGGCAGGAAGAGCACCUGGUGAUGCAGUACACAAAAUAUACCCAAGCGCAUAUAUAAAGGUGUUUGAUUUGAGGCAGUGUCACAGCCAGAUGCAGCAACAAGCAGCCACAGCCCAAGCAGCUGCAGCCGCACAAGCUGCAGCUGUAGCAGGCAAUGUCCCAGGCCCAGCAUCUGUGGGUGGCAUAGCACCAGCUGUAGGUCUCUCUGCAGCUGCUGGUAUUGGAGUUGAUGAUUUACGACGACUUUGUAUUCUCAGACUUAGUUUUGUGAAAGGCUGGGGGCCUGAUUACCCACGUCACAGCAUUAAAGAGACACCUUGUUGGAUAGAAGUGCAUCUCCACAGGCCUUUACAGCUUCUUGAUGAAGUUCUCCAGGCUAUGCCCCUUAAUGAACACCCACGUCCAGGGCGACCAUAUAUGCUUCCUUGAAACACCAAGCUUAGUUAAUUGCCAUAUAAGGAAAAAUUCAGGAAGUUUACGGUUCAGGUUGAUACAGCAGGUGCUAGAGUUUAUUAUGGGUACUGCAUGCAUAUAAUCCAUGAUUCAUAUAUGCUGUACCCCUUGCAAGUAUUUUGUAUAUUUUAUUGUUGAUCAAUCGUAAAGGUGUGUCUAUUGAUGAGUCUUUUUCGUUCUUAUUGUGACUCUUAAAUUAAGUGCAAACAAUUUCAUUGAAUAUUCUGAAACACUGGACUCAAGGACAGAUUAUAGAUGGCAUAAUAUGGCUUGACAUAUAACUUCAAAAAUCUCCAUGAUAAACUGUAUUUUUAAAUACUUUAAGACACCAAAGUAUUAAGAUAUCAAAAUCCUCUUUCAUAUAGAACAGUGAUAUGAGAAAAUUGUAGUUUGAUAGAUGCAAUGAAAUUUAAAUUUGAUAUGAACAAUAUUUUUGUUAUCUCAUACAAAAACAGGAAGUACCUAUCAACUUGACCUGCCAUCUUUAUGAGGUAGGAUGAAUCAUUGAACCUUUAACAAGUGAAAUAAAUAAUCUUUGAAUCCAAUGUGGUCCCGAGGAAUUACUUCUCAAUUUAUAAUUUUAAUGAUAACUGGACAUUCACUUCAACUACUAUCACACCAGAUGACCUGGUACUCAUUUGAAUCUAAUGUCACCAUAUUUUUUGUCCACAUAGACAUUGUCAUUUAUCAGUCCUUAUACUUACACGGUGACUAUCCAGGCCCCGUAUAUUACGAGCAAGUUCCUACUGACAUCGUGAGCAAUGAGCUC